Messenger RNA from Diabrotica balteata, 966 nucleotides. The record is from the annotation of a GenBank genome assembly. Lineage: Eukaryota; Metazoa; Arthropoda; Insecta; Coleoptera; Chrysomelidae.
CAAUUUUGUAGUUUUAUAAGUGCAUCUAAAAUGUUUGUUCUGCUGUUAAUAACUGUGAUAUUUCAGCCUAUUAUGAGUUCAAGCUCUAUAUAUGAUGUUUGUUAUAUAAACGCUGAUAAACAAUUAAAUAACACUUUACAAGCUGUGCCAGAAUUUACAACACCCGAUGAAUUUAAAGAUAUCAAAGAACUUAUAAAUCGAAUUAAAAUAAUUGCAUCAAAAAUACAAUCCAGUAAUGUUCAACGACAAAUAAAAAAUAUUGCAGGUGAAUUAGAAGAAUAUCGUAAAACAGCUGAUCUCCUGAAAGAAAAUCUUGAUGAGCUCCAAAGUAUAAAAAAUAUUUUUGAUACUUUUGAUAAUUAUAAAGAAUUUAACAAAAAGACGCAAAUUCUUUGUUCCUCUGCUAAAAUAUAUUAUGAUAAAUUAAAGAAAGACUAUGAAAAUCUGAAACUGUAUCUAGAUCAAAUUUCAGAUGACAUGAAGAAAAAAGCAGACGAUAUAAAUACGAAAAGUCGAAAAAUCAAAAAAGCACUUAAUGAUAUAAAAGUCCCAACUUAUAUCAAUAAAAAAUAUAUUUGUGAUAAAACCAUCUUGGGUUUACAGAAUUUAAUAAAAAUAGCAAUUAAUAAUAAAAAUACGUUGACGAGUAUUAAAGAUAAUUUAAUAUCUCAUUUAAACGACUUAAAAGAUAACUUAGGGCCUAGACAAAUUAGAGAACCAAUUCUAGAAAUGCCAUUGACAAAAGAGGAGCUAAAAAAUGCAAUUAAAAUUAUUAAAGAAAAGUUAAGCCUGGUAAAAAAAUUACAAAAGGUGCUGGAAAAGAAACGGAGAGUUAAAAUAAAUUUUGAUCAAGUUUUAACAAUUGCUUUAGAGUUAUGCAAUCGAGGUGUCUGUGAAAUUGAAGAAGCUGUUUAUGUUGAAAAUUAAUGUAUAAGCCUAACUUUAAAAAAAUAUUUGUACCAAUAA